Hansenula anomala is the source of this 1545-nucleotide messenger RNA. RefSeq names its product omega-class glutathione transferase (gene GTO1). The coding region runs from base 241 to 1269 and encodes 342 amino acids. Gene Ontology annotation, molecular function: glutathione transferase activity. The record is from RefSeq and is a predicted model, not a curated record. NCBI's taxonomy places the organism in Eukaryota, Fungi, Ascomycota, Saccharomycetes, Phaffomycetales, Wickerhamomycetaceae. The transcript is spliced from 2 exons. Gene Ontology annotation, cellular component: cytoplasm.
AAGUUGCGGCGUUCGAUCGAGGAAUGGUUACGAGUGCAUGGCCUUAUGGUCUCCAAGCUGACUAAGGAAUUCGUGAUGAGUGUAAAGUAUGAAUAAUCAGCACCUAAGCCAGAGCAAGAACUUAAUUUCAAACGAUGACAAUUUAUUCUUGUUAGUAUAAAAGAGAAUUAAAUCGCUUUAACAAAGAACAAAAACACAUCAAUUGAUUGAAAGCAGAUUCAAUUGAUCAAUUUAUUCAACAUGUCACAAUCAACAAAGCAAGGGUUAAAAAUUUUAGAAUUCGCCGGUAAAGAUGGUGCUUACAAAAGAAAAGCUUCAGUCUUUAGAGAUGUGAUUUCAAGAAAAGCUGAUAGUAAAUUCAAACCAGAAGCUGGUCGUUAUCAUGUCUACAUCAGUCUUGCUUGUCCUUGGGCUCACAGAGUUUUGAUCUAUUUAACCACUAAAGGUUUGAUUAAAGAUCUCAAUCCUCAAACAACAGAAGUUUCCAAAGAUUCAAUUAUUGGUUUAUCUGUUGUCCAUUGGAGUAUGGAUGAAAAAGGUUGGAGAUUCCCAAGUGAAGGUGAUUUGGCUGCUGCUGCCACUCCAGAUCAUCUUUAUGACUUCAAGAGAUUAUCAGAAUUAUACUAUAAAGCUCAACCAGAUUAUGAAGGUCGUUUUACUGUUCCUGUCUUGUGGGAUAAAAAAACUAAAACAAUUGUCAAUAAUGAAAGUGCCGAAAUCAUUAGAUUCUUAAACACUGAGUUCAAUGAUUUGAUUGAUGAUCCUGAAAAGAAGAAUUUGGAUUAUUAUCCUUUAGAUCUACAAUCCAAGAUUGAUUCAUUAAACACAUUGACUUAUGAAAAUAUCAACAAUGCUGUUUAUAAAUCAGGUUUUGCUACAAAGCAAGAAGUUUAUGAAUCAGAAGUUACCAAUUUAUUUGUUCAUUUAGAUAAAGUUGAAAAACUUUUGAAAGAGAACAAUGAAAAAGGGUUGAAAUUCUUGACUGGUAAUAAAUUAACUGAAGCUGAUAUCAGAUUAUUCACUACAAUCAUUAGAUUUGACCCUGUUUACGUUCAACAUUUCAAGUGUAACAUUGGUACAAUCCGUUCUGAUUAUCCACAUCUUCAUAAAUGGGUUAGAGAAACCUACUGGAAUAAUCCAUUGAUCAAAGAUACUGUUAAUUUUGAGCAUAUCAAGUUCCACUACACCAAAUCACAUAUUGGUAUCAACCCUCAUAAAAUUACUCCAUUAGGUCCAAUUCCAAACAUUUUACCAUUGAAUCAUUUUUGAGAUGCUUUUUGAGAUUUUUAUUUAGAUUUAUGAGCAAACUGAAAAUAUAUCUAUAGUUAGGUGAAUGAAAAAUGAAUGUACUUAAUAAUCUGUAGCUUUUAUUGUCUGUCAAUUUUCGAAGGUUCAGAGAUGAGGUGGAAAAGAGUAUCAACAAGAAGGAAGAAAGCCAACGUUAGCACGAUGAAAUACAGUCAAAGAUGCUACCAAUUGGAUUUAAAAGAAGCUCACCUAGCGUGUUGAAGAACAUAGUAAGACUCAAUAGUACAGAUGCUGCUC